Messenger RNA from Amphibalanus amphitrite, 2008 nucleotides. Its product is annotated as trypsin-1-like. The coding region runs from base 232 to 1356 and encodes 374 amino acids. The record is from RefSeq and is a predicted model, not a curated record. Lineage: Eukaryota; Metazoa; Arthropoda; Thecostraca; Balanomorpha; Balanidae. Gene Ontology annotation, biological process: proteolysis. Gene Ontology annotation, molecular function: serine-type endopeptidase activity. The transcript is spliced from 5 exons.
ACAACACCUCUGCUGCAUAUGUAAAUGCGUGUGCCGCUGCCGCCGCCUUGACCGUCUCAUUGCAUUCAGUGUACCUGGAAUGGGAGCGGGCUGCGGCGCCUGGGCCGCUGCCGCGACUGAGUGGUGCGGCCAGAGUGUGAUGGCUGGUGAAGACUUGUGACGGCUGUUAACAACUGUCGGGACUGUCUGGUCACUGGUCAGUGGCGGCUAUCUGGUGGCAGAGAAGCUGAGAUGGCGGCCGAACCGAGGAUGCUGGUGUUCUGUCUCGUGCUCGCGAGUUCGGUGGCGCGGACUUUCGCCCAGAGGGACGCGGGCUGCGGCCGGCGCGGGUUCGCCGGCGGCGGCCAGUGCCGGCCGCCCGGCUCCUGCUCCCUGUACGUCUCCGGACUGUGCAGCGGCGGCUGGAUCUGCUGUCAGAGGUCGGAGGGAGCGGUCACCUUUCCCGGGCCGGGGGCGGACCGCCGGCCCCCGCCGCUCACCCACCGCACAGUCGGAGCCGGCGCGAUCGUCUUCCCCGAGCAGGCGGUCGGACCGGAGCGUCCGCAGCCGGAGAGGGGUGGUCAGGGCACCGGGACCGGCCGCCAGCCGGCACAGGGCCGGCGCACCCUGCUACGACCGCCCUUUGAGUGCCGCCGAGACUCGGCCGGCUCCCGGCGCCGGCGCUCGGCCCGCCGGCGGCGGCAGGCGCCGGGGUUUUUCUGCGGUGCCACACUCAUCUCGGAGCGCUACAUGCUGACGGCGGCCCACUGUAUCACCGAGGAGCGGCCCGUGAACGUGGUCCGGCUGGGCGGGUUCGCGCCCACGGAGGACGGCACGCCCACUCAGUCCGUCGACUAUCCCGUGGAAAAGAUCACCACACACCCGCUGUACCGGUACCCGGUGUUUUACCACGACCUGGCGCUGAUCCGACUCGGCCGGCCGGUCACAUUCACACCCACUGUGCGGCCCUACUGCCUGGCGGCGCCUCACCAGGACCGGCCCGGCACCGACGCGCACGUGGCAGGAAUCGGAGCAAAGGAGUUCGGCGGUAAAGUCGGCGACGUGCUGCUGGAGGCGCCGCUGCCGAUCGUCUCGGCCGCCGAGUGUCUGACAAACCUGACUGGCGGCCGCACCACGCUCCAGCUGCCCCAGGGGAUCACGGACGGCCUGCUGUGCGCCGGCGGCGGCGAGUCCGGCCACGACGCUUGCCAGGGCGACUCGGGCGGACCGCUGCGCGUCGAGACUGACGACGGGCCGCGGCUGGUCGGCGUCGUGGCCGCCGGGGAGGGCUGCGCCGCGCCCGGAAAGCCGGGGCUUUACACGCGCGUGUCGCAUUACAUCGACUGGAUCGACGGCAUCGUGUACGGCGAUGGAUAACUUCGGGCAUGGGCGACUGUCCUGACCGGCGUAUGGAGGCUGCUGAGAUAGGCACCAGGAUACCGCGCGGUGGCAGCGCUCAACUGAAUUGUCAGAGCUGGCUGACCUACCGUCGGGAAGACGACUUUUCGAAGCACGUUCAGUGUGCUCAUGUUUGGCUGAUGAUGUAUAGCAUUGCGCCCAGAUACUACUGUGCAUAAGUCGUGUGUGUAUAUAUUAUAUUAACCCGCAUAAGUACUUACAGGAUCAAUAAAUUACAAACUGAAUAAUCUUCAAACCGUCCAAUCUUGUGGCGGACCAGCAGCAAGAAAGAGAAUCGCCAUCCGGGUGGGAGGAAGACCGGUGCUAGGGAGAAGAGACUUAGCCAGAGUUUCCAAUAACUGCUCCUUUUCAUGUUUUACAUUUCAGAACUCUUAAAAUGUCUUUCAAUCACGAAAUUGAGCUUCAGGCUUUCGUCGUUCACAUUUGGUCGUGAGAGCUGAUAACACAGUUAGGGCCCACAAAUAAUAUAGCUGCGGCGUCCAUCUUCCAUUGUGUGCAAAACGGCGCGCAAACCGCGCCAGAAUUCUAAUGUGCGCCUUGUGAGGGAAACACGGCUCUCUCUAUCGUCUGGAGGUUUCGAAAGAUGCUCUCCAGAGAUGGCGCUAGUAAA